AUGCUGGAAGAAGCUGUGACUUACCCCCCGCGCGAUGGGUACCCUCUCUUCUUAACUGCAAAGCGUUACUGGAUGCCAGAAUUUGAAGCGCAUACUGACGAUCCGGAGGCUUGGACAUUGAUAUUGCUGCAUUCUACGGCAUCACACAAAGAAUCUUGGGAACCGACGCUAGAGAGGAUAUUCCAUAGUGCGAAAAAGGAUAAGUCAAUAAAGAUACGCGAAGCCUGGUGUUUGGAUUGUCCGAAUCAUGGUGCAUCGGGGCAUCUCAACGAACGAAUACUGCAGACACCAGAAUAUUACCUGAACUUCACAUGUGACAAAUACGCUGAAGCCAUCUAUCACUUUCUCGUCGCCGGUCCCAACCAUGGUGCAAAAGUCGAAUUCAGAGCGCGUAGACUCUAUGGAGUCGGACAUUCUCUUGGAGGAAAUACCAUGGCUCUGCUCCAAACCAUGGAACCCAGGAUUAACUUUGAGUCUAUCACUAUCGUCGAUCCUAUGCUCAGUCCUGCAGGUUCUCAUCACCUCAACAAAUUGAGAUCGAUCCUCAUCAAAGGUGCAUAUGAGCGUCGCGAUGUAUGGCCAGACCGUGUGACGGCAAUGAAGGCGCUCAAGAGGAGGGACAGGACGAAGAAGUGGGAUCCGAGAAUAUUGGAUAUCUUCAUCAAACAUGGCAUCCGGCCACACCCCGGAUCAUACUACCUUGAGAAUCCUUACCUGGGAGUGACGCUUGCAUGUACGCGAGAUCAAGAAGCGGCGAUGUAUCGAGACCCAGAAGGCGCUACUAAACCUGUCAAAGCUCUCGACAUUGCGUGUCGAGAAAAACCUGUCCAUAUUGUUCUCGGAGGGCUACAUGACUUCAUGCCUCAACGCACUCACGAAGCGCUUCUCGACAAAAAAUCCGGCCGGAAUUUCGCAACAGUAACAGUGAUCAAAGAAAGUGGACACCUGGUCCCACUUGAAGUUCCAGACAUACUGGGUGAGGUGUUAUAUGCGAACAUGCGAAAGAGUGGAGAGAUUUUAAAACAGGGGAAGAAGGAAAGAAGCAAACUGUGA
Molecule: messenger RNA, 1053 nt
Organism: Lentinula edodes (shiitake mushroom)
Lineage: Eukaryota; Fungi; Basidiomycota; Agaricomycetes; Agaricales; Omphalotaceae
Product: Alpha/beta hydrolase fold-1
Exons: 6
Coding region: 1-1053 (350 amino acids)
Source: RefSeq, a predicted model, not a curated record